AUGAUGUGGGCUGUGCUGUAUGGCUGGACUCCAGAGAUUUUCGGUACGAAAGUGUGGGGAAUGGCAUGCGGAAUCACUUCGGCGCUCUCGAGGAUAGGAGGGAUGAUCACACCCAUGUUUGGUGGGAUGCUUUUAAUGAUAGACAGGUCUCUACCAGUGUAUGCCAGCACCAUGGUUUUUGUGUUUGCAGGGUUUUGCGUGUUCGUGGGGUUUUGCAUGUUGAUGCUAAAAAAAAGAUGA
Molecule: messenger RNA, 240 nt
Organism: Laccaria bicolor S238N-H82
Lineage: Eukaryota; Fungi; Basidiomycota; Agaricomycetes; Agaricales; Hydnangiaceae
Exons: 3
Coding region: 1-240 (79 amino acids)
Molecular function (GO): transmembrane transporter activity
Source: RefSeq, a predicted model, not a curated record